CCUUGAUCGACACAUUGAUCCUCAUAAUAUUUUGCCAGACGACACGCCCAGCAUCAAUAUUCAGGCCCAAGUGCCUGAUCAUCUGCUCAUUCAACGCGCCGUCAUGAAGGCAUGAACAUGCACGAUACCCACCCUCUGAGAUGCCCACAGGACCGUCGCUGUGCCCCACGGCGAUGCCACGAGCAUGCAGCGUGCGCAUGCUAUGCUCUUUCGAGAUCGUAUCCAUGUCCCGCCGCCGUGAUAGCAUCGCGCUGAAUGUUGGGCUUUGCGGCAAUGCCCCAGCCAUCGCUUCGUCACUUCUAAUGAAUGCCUCGCGUCAGCCUCCGCGCUUCGGCAACAUGAUCUCGAUGCUCUUCCAUAUCUUGCGCGGCUUCGGCCCGCCCGAAAGCACCGUGCUCGAGAGCUUGGACGGAACGUUGUUGAUGCUGCGCGACGCGCGGUGGUCGGAGCCCGCUGAGGUGUUCUCAUACUUGGAUGCGAGUGCUCGCGGAUGUCGAGCAAGAUUGAAGCGGCGGGUGAGGAGGCUCCAGGACGGGGCCAUCCUUUUCGGUCCAUGGCGGAAGGCCUGCAAGUUCGAGGGUGACGGCGCCCUUCACCUGCUACAGAGACUAAGCAUGAGUACUUCCUGCUCGCCGGAAAUCUGUGUUGUACGGGAAAUGGGCACGUUACUCGAAGAGCAACGUCUUUAGCACUGCGAUUUUGGACGCCACGGCGCGCUUCUCGAUUGCUAUCGCACUGCUCUCAUGAUUUUUUCCUUAGCUUCUCUCUGCAACUAUGUAGGGCGACGGAUCCUCAAAUAUGGUCGUUUCUGCAAUCUUCAACACCUGUGC
Laetiporus sulphureus 93-53 is the source of this 830-nucleotide messenger RNA. RefSeq lists its product as uncharacterized. NCBI's taxonomy places the organism in Eukaryota, Fungi, Basidiomycota, Agaricomycetes, Polyporales, Laetiporaceae. The record is from RefSeq and is a predicted model, not a curated record. The transcript has 2 exons. The coding region runs from base 141 to 689 and encodes 182 amino acids.